CGUUAAAACUUUUUAAGACAUAUUGGUUUGACAAUCGUCCACCGUCUUUCCCUUCAGCUUUUUCCUCUGUUCUCCAAUGGCGUACGAUUUCAGAAACAAUUCCGGCCACUACGAUUCUCAUCCGAUGUACGCCUCAACCGCUUCUUCUACCCCAUCUCCUUCUCCCCAUCCCAUGUAUUCACAGUCAAUGUACCCCAGAAUCGGUCAACAAGCUCCUUCAUCAACCCCUCCGGUGGCCCGUCUCUCAUCCCAUCAUCAUUCUUCUUCUCCAUCCUCAUCGCCUUCUUCUUCGUCAGGUUUGGGCAUCAGGGUUACCAUUAAACCGGAAUAUCGAAUUACUCCUCCGCCUCAAUUAUCUCCACAAGUUGGAGAUAUUCCUCGGAGCAAUUUCCAUUUUGAUUUUGAGUUUGAGAAAAAGGUUUUAGCUGAAGCAGAGAAAGAAGCUCCAAAUUGGAAUCGGUUUGGGUUGGAACAACUUCCUCCUAAACCAGUGGAGUCCACAUCUUCAAUGGGUUCAAUUGGAGAUCCAACUGUGAGCAAGUAUGUUGCAUCUGGCUUGAAUCGGGAAGCUGUUUCAUUUGCAGUUGCUAACUAUGGAGACAACCCAACCAAGGUUCAAGAAUUUGUAAAAGGCUACACACUCCUACGAGAAAUGGGAUUUUCUUCUAUCAAGGUGGUCGAGGCAUUACUCAUGUAUGACAAUGACACCGAUAAGGCUGUAGCUCAUUUUCUGGGUGAUCUUUGAAGCAGCUUUCAAACAUGGUAUAGGCGAUAAAUUCAGCUUAGAAGAAUUGCACAUAAGCAAAAGGAGAAUAUAUGUAUAUAUAUAUAUACACACUUUUUGUUUGUUAGAUGGCUUGGUUGAUGAGCAAUCAAGAAAAUUUAAUAUAAGCUUGGAAGGAAAGAAAUUCGAAGUGUCGAACAGAAUAGAAGUGGCUAGUCUUUUAUUUUCCGCCCAAGUGAAGAAAGGGAUUUGAUUGUUAUCUACAUGUCCAAAGGAGCCAAGAAUUGUCUUACUAAGCUCAAGAGGACGAAGAGAAUGAAAAUUAUGAAGUAUGUGAUUGGUUUCUUGGAGGUGUCCAAAAUACGUCAAUACUUCAAUUUUCUAUUUGAUUGAUGUCCAAAAUAAAUGCAAAACUACUGAAAUCUCUUCUUGAUUUGAAUA
Molecule: messenger RNA, 1165 nt
Organism: Cucumis melo (muskmelon)
Lineage: Eukaryota; Viridiplantae; Streptophyta; Magnoliopsida; Cucurbitales; Cucurbitaceae
Exons: 6
Coding region: 77-745 (222 amino acids)
Biological process (GO): ubiquitin-dependent protein catabolic process via the multivesicular body sorting pathway
Cellular component (GO): ESCRT I complex
Molecular function (GO): ubiquitin binding
Source: RefSeq, a predicted model, not a curated record